Messenger RNA from Gracilinanus agilis (Agile Gracile Mouse Opossum), 2376 nucleotides. It is a transcript of the gene HNRNPUL2, whose product is annotated as heterogeneous nuclear ribonucleoprotein U like 2. The coding region runs from base 16 to 1965 and encodes 649 amino acids. NCBI's taxonomy places the organism in Eukaryota, Metazoa, Chordata, Mammalia, Didelphimorphia, Didelphidae. The transcript is spliced from 15 exons. The record is from RefSeq and is a predicted model, not a curated record. Gene Ontology annotation, cellular component: membrane. Gene Ontology annotation, molecular function: protein binding.
GCGGCGGCGGCGGCGAUGGAGGUGAAGCGGCUGAAAGUGACCGAGCUGCGGUCGGAGUUGCAGCGGCGGGGCCUGGACUCGCGCGGCCUCAAAGUGGACCUGGCGCAGCGACUACAGGAGGCGCUGGACGCCGAGAUGCUGGAGGACGAGGCAGGCGGGGCGGCGGGGGGUGUUGGGGAGGCGGAGCCCGAGGCCGAAGCGGCCCUGGCCCCAGACGACCAGCGCGACCAAGAGCCCGCAACCAAGGCCGGCGACGACGACGAGCCGGGAGAUGAGGAGGAUAGUGAGAAGUCAAAACCCACCGGUUCUGAUGGAGAGCGCCGUGGGGUAAAAAGACAACGAGACGAGAAGGAAGAACAUGGCAGGGCUUACUAUGAGUUCCGAGAGGAGGCAUAUCACAGUCGCUCAAAGUCUCCACCACCCCCUGAAGAAGAGGCCAAAGAUGAGGAAGAAGAUCCGACGAUUGUGAGCCUAGACACAUAUACCUCGGAUCUACAUUUCCAAGUGAGCAAAGACCGUUAUGGAGGCCAGCCACUUUUCUCUGAGAAAUUUCCCACCCUUUGGUCCGGAGCAAGGAGCACAUAUGGCGUGACGAAGGGCAAAGUCUGUUUUGAGGCCAAGGUAACCCAGAAUCUACCCUUGAAGGAAGGCUGCACAGAAGUUUCCCUUCUUCGAGUUGGAUGGUCUGUCGACUUCUCCCGCCCACAGCUUGGUGAAGAUGAAUUUUCUUACGGCUUCGAUGGCCGGGGGCUAAAGGCAGAAAAUGGGCAGUUUGAGGAGUAUGGCCAGGCCUUUGGGGAAAAUGAUGUCAUUGGCUGCUUUGCUAAUUUUAAAAGUGAGGAGGUGGAACUCUCUUUCUCUAAAAAUGGAGAUGAUCUGGGUAUAGCUUUCCGAGUUAGCAAGGAGUCUUUGAACGAGCGGGCCCUCCUGCCUCAUGUCCUCUGCAAAAACUGUGUGGUAGAACUCAACUUUGGUCAAAAGGAGGAGCCCUUCUUCCCCUCUGCUGAGGAGUUUGUGUUCAUCCAUGCCGUCCCUGUGGAGGAUCGAGUUCGAACUGUACUGCCCCCUAAGACUAUGGAGGAGUGUGAGGUAUUACUGAUGGUGGGACUACCUGGGUCUGGAAAAACCCAGUGGGCAUUGAAACAUGCACAAGAUAAUCCUGAGAAAAGAUACAAUGUCCUGGGAGCUGAGACUGUGCUCAAUCAAAUGAGGAUGAAGGGGCCUGAGGAACCCGAGAUGGAUCCCAAGAGUAGAGACCUCUUAGUCCAGCAAGCCUCCCAGUGCCUUAGCAAGCUGGUCCAGGUAGCUUCAAGGACCAGAAGGAACAUCAUCCUUGACCAGUGUAACGUCUAUAACUCUGGCCAGCGGCGAAAGCUGCUCCUAUUUAAGACCUUUUCUCGAAAAGUGGUGGUGAUUGUCCCCAAUGAAGAAGACUGGAAAAAGAGGCUGGAACUGAGAAAAGAGGUGGAGGGAGAUGAUGUGCCUGAGACAGUCAUGCUGGAGAUGAAAGCCAAUUUCUCUCUGCCUGAAAAAUGUGACUAUAUGGAGGAGGUGACCUUUGGGGAGCUGGAGAAAGAGGAGGCCCAGCCUCUGGUCACCAAGUACAAGGAGGAGGCCAGGAGGCUGCUGCCCCCUUCAGAAAAGCGCACAAACCGCCGCAACAACCGCAACAAGCGAAACCGGCAGAGCCGGAGCCGUGGCCAAGGAUACGUCGGCGGGCAGCGCCGGGGCUACGACAACCGGGCCUAUGGGCAGCAGUACUGGGGGCAGUCUGGAAGCAGAGGGGGUUACCGUAACUUCUACGAUCGCUAUCGGGGAGACUAUGACCGAUUCUAUGGCCGAGACUAUGAUUACAAUAGAUACAGGGAUUACUACCGGCAGUACAACCGGGAGUGGCAGAGCUACUAUUACCAGGACCGAGACCGCUAUUACAGGAACUACUAUGGCUACCAAGGUUACCGGUGAAGGCCUGGUCACUGAUGCCCACUGGCCACAAGGAGUGGAACCUUGGCCCCCGAGACACAACCAAUGACAAAUGGGCAGGGGGGAGGGCGGGAGGGGUGCCGAGGAAGGGGAAGAAGGCAAACCAAGAAAAACUGUACAUUUUUUUAAAAAAAAGUUUGUUGAAAAGAAUAUUGUCUUAUUCUAUAAAACAUUUCAAACCUAGUUAGACAUUUGUAAUCCAAAACCUUUGCUCAUGACGCAGUGCUGGGGGAUGCCUGUCCUGUCCUUGUAAUGAAUGGGACUGGACAAGCCCUGACCGACUUCGGACAUCCUGACGCAGCUGGGCUGGCGACUAGGCAGGGGAAAGGCCCUUAGGGCUGGGGCCACAAUGAAAAUAAACGAUUGGCUCUUCUCAGUCAUUUGCACCACUAA